This is a messenger RNA of Rattus norvegicus (Norway rat), 1869 nucleotides long. Lineage: Eukaryota; Metazoa; Chordata; Mammalia; Rodentia; Muridae. The record is from RefSeq and is a predicted model, not a curated record.
UCCCGUGCUUCCCCGGUUGGAAGAUCUGUUUGCAGUUCUGUCGUCUUGAACCUAAUUAGAGGCAUCAUGGAGGCACCUCCAGUCACCAUGAUGCCAGUCACUGGGGGCACCAUUAACAUGAUGGAGUACCUCCUGCAGGGCAGGUCUGGAGCUACAGCCUGAUCCACUGACAGAGAAAGAUGGGGCCUGGCUUUGAAAACUCCCAUUGACACACUUCCUCCUACAAGGACAUAAUUCCUAACCCUUCCCUAAACGAUACCAGGUAAGAGACGAGACACUCAAGUACGGGAGCCUGUGUGGGCCAUUCCCAAGCACAUCAUCACCAGGUAUUUGCUACUAAGCCUGACCACCUGUGUUGGACCUGUGGACCCCACAGGAGGAGGAGACUCAGUUCUAGCAGUUCAUCCUCCAGCCAGCAUUCCCGUGCCACUGUAUUCUCGUGUUUGCCAAGACGUGAAAGGCUAAAUGUAAGGAAGGUUUGAAUAAACAGAUAACUAGAAUCCCGUGGGUUGUUCUUAUGAAAGAUCGCAUAGGACUAUUUAUUUGUCGACUGUGUUUAUUUUUGCUAGUUUCAUGACUCGAAAUGAAAUGGAAGCCUGGACUCAUUGUGCCUUUGCCUCCUCAGGGAGUGUUUUAGACCACAGUUUGGAAAGUCUGAUCCAUCGCCUCCGUGGUUUGUGUGACAACAUGGAGCCUGAGACUUUUCUCGAUCACGAGAUGGUCUUCCUGCUUAAGGGCCAGCAGGCCAGCCCGUUCGUCCUAAGGGCCCGGCGCUCCAUGGAUAGGGCAGGGGCGCCCUGGCAUCUGCGUUACCUGGGACAGCCCGAAAUGGGAGACAAGAACCGCCAUGCCCUGGUGCGCAACUGCGUGGACAUCGCCACGUCUGAGAACCUCACGGACUUCCUGAUGGAAAUGGGCUUCCGCAUGGACCAUGAGUUCGUCGCCAAAGGACACCUGUUCCGGAAGGGCAUCAUGAAGAUUGUGGUGUACAAGAUUUUCCGAAUCCUGGUCCCAGGGAACACAGACAGCACUGAGGCCCUGUCGCUCUCUUAUCUUGUGGAAUUAAGUGUUGUCGCACCAGCUGGGCAGGACAUGGUCUCUGAUGACAUGAGGAACUUUGCAGAGCAGCUCAAACCUCUGGUUCACCUAGAAAAAAUAGACCCUAAAAGGCUGAUGUGAGGAAGAAAGUCUGUCGGCCUUUGAGACCUGUCCUCACGUGGGAGGUGAGAGAUCCCACAAGUACCCUAGGUACUGAUGCCAGCCAGGCCACUUCCUUCUGGAAGAUGGAUGGUGAGAAUUUGGUUCCUUUGAACUGUUUCCUUCACCUGGUAAUUCCUUCCUUCCUUCCUUCCUCCCUUCCUUCCUUCCUUCCUUCCUUCCUUCCUUCCUUUUUUCCUUCCUUUCUUUCCUUUCUUUGUUGUCUGUCUGUCUUCCUUUCUUUUUUCAACAGGGUUUUACCAUGUAGCCCUGGCUCCCCUGGAACUCACUACAUAAACUAGCUAGCCUGGAACUCAGAGGUCCCUGUCCUGUCCGCCUAGGUGCCUGUGUUAAGGGUCCUUAUUGAACCCGACUGUUCAUCUUCUUGACAGUCUUUUCCAAUGAAAGACCCAGUAUAAUAUGGAGAAUUGUUCAAGUCUUCCCUCCACCCAAAAAGAGGGAACUGGAAUACAUUAGCUUUUUAGAGGGAAAAGUCAAAAAACAACUGAUAAUUGUUUUUCUUUUGUUUUUUAAGAAAAGUAUUUUCUCAUUCCUUUAUUUAUUUGUUGUUUUCUUCAUAUUUUUUAAUUGUGUUGUUUUGCCAUUACUAUUCAAGGUUCAUAAUGGUGGUGUGAGCUGGCAUUGUGGGGCAAUAAAGACUGAAAAGACACA